CUUCCAAGGGAAGGAAACCCUUCAAACAAAAAGGGCAUGACUUCAAUGGCUGAAGUAGGCCUCAGAAUAAUUCUCACUCAGAUAAUUUCCAAGACCAAUCAGUCCAGCAACAUCCUCGUGAAGUCCACGCUCAUCUCGACUCAAACCGGUAAGCCUCCACCACCUCCGCCGCUGCUGCCGCCUCCGUCAACAUCGAACGCGACCCGUCGUCGUACCGGCGACUCCAAUCGCUUCCUCAAAUCGUGUCAUCUUUGCCGGAAGAAAUUAAGCCCCCGCAAGGACAUCUACAUGUACAGGGGCGAUCAAGGCUUUUGCAGCGUGGAAUGCAGGGACAGGCAGAUUGUGAUCGACGAGAUGAGAGAAAUGGAGAUGGUGGCGAGGGCUUCGUCUGCUGCUCCCACCAACUGGAAAAUCCGGCUGCGACGCUCGUGAUCGUGUUGAUCAAAUGACGAAAGACCCACCGUCUCCUCUUCUUAUUCUUUUCUUUAUGACAAGCAAAAUCUACAUUAAAUGAAGAAAUCUCGAGGGCAUUAAUGUACCAUGAACUUCUCGAA
Molecule: messenger RNA, 554 nt
Organism: Rhodamnia argentea
Lineage: Eukaryota; Viridiplantae; Streptophyta; Magnoliopsida; Myrtales; Myrtaceae
Product: FCS-Like Zinc finger 17-like
Exons: 2
Coding region: 37-432 (131 amino acids)
Source: RefSeq, a predicted model, not a curated record